This is a messenger RNA of Polyodon spathula (Mississippi paddlefish), 1110 nucleotides long. Its product is annotated as bcl-2 homologous antagonist/killer-like. The coding region runs from base 203 to 847 and encodes 214 amino acids. The record is from RefSeq and is a predicted model, not a curated record. Gene Ontology annotation, biological process: regulation of apoptotic process; intrinsic apoptotic signaling pathway in response to DNA damage; extrinsic apoptotic signaling pathway in absence of ligand. The transcript has 6 exons. Gene Ontology annotation, cellular component: mitochondrial outer membrane. Gene Ontology annotation, molecular function: protein homodimerization activity; protein heterodimerization activity. Lineage: Eukaryota; Metazoa; Chordata; Actinopteri; Acipenseriformes; Polyodontidae.
ACAAGACUAGCAGGAAGUAAUUAGACAGCAAUCGGGUUUCAGAAGCAGUUGACAAGAGGUGCCCAGUGAAAACGGGAAAAGCAAAACCGCGGACAGCAAUCCUUUGGAUCUGGGAAGGAUUGUAAAGAAAAUCGCGAGGUUGACGAACCAUUUUGCGGGGCUCUGUCUGAGGAGAGUUAUUUUGUUUCUGAUUGGUAGAGCCAUGGCUACAGGGGGUGGUGAGGACCCCUUCAAGCCCAGCCCGAACAAGGACAGUAAACCACCGCACCCCCCGGUGACAGAGGAGCACGUGGUGGAGGAGACGGAGGGGGUUUUCAACAGCUACGUCUUCUACCGAUACCACCAGGAGAGAGAGCAGGAGGGCAAUGACCUGCCCAGGGACCCCGAGAUCAUGGCUCUGCGCCCCAACGGUGCCAGCACCACAGCCCGGGUUGGGCAGCAGCUGGCUCUUAUUGGCGAUGACAUCAACAGCCGCUAUGACCUGAACUUUACCAACAUGCUUUCUCAGCUGGCGCUCACCCAAGAGAACGCCUAUGACUACUUCUGCAAAAUAGCCAACAGCCUGUUCGACUCUGGGAUUAACUGGGGCCGGGUGAUCGCUCUCCUCAGCUUCGGCUACAGGAUGGCACUGCAUGUCUUCCAGCAGGGCAUGCGAGGGUUCCUGAGCCGCAUCGCCCGCUUCAUCGCCGACUUCGUCUUGCGCAACCGCAUCGCGCAGUGGAUCGCGCAGCAGGGCGGCUGGGUGGCUGCUCUGGACCUGGACAACGUCUAUCUGAACUACAUGCUAGUGCUGGUGGCCGUGGGGCUGGCGAGCCUGUUCAUAGUGAGACGCUUCUUCAAUUCGUGAUGGGACUCCAGCCACAUGCUGGCCACCACGAGCCAGAGAGCCAGCACCUCCACCAGGGGCAGUACCACCUCAAGGAGGCGUGGGGGGAAGAGAGAGAGAACAUUUGCAGGGACUGUACCACUGGGGUGGGAGGAGAUGAUGGACAAAACACUACCUGGAGGAUAUUAUAAAAAUAUAUAAAUAUUUAAAUGAACUGAAAAAUCAUGUUCAGGGAAAAAAUCACAGUUUUGUGCACAGCUUUUAAUAAAAACAUUUUAGAUCCC